AUGAAUUCACUAGAGCAGAAGAAUUUAUCAUCUAUUGAUUCUGUCAUUAGCAAUGAUGAUCUUGUCACCGAGAUUCUAUUGCGUUUGCCUGCAAAAUCCGUCCUGAAAUUCAAGUUAGUUUCCAAGAAAUGGCUCACCAUCAUCUCUGACUCCACUUUUGCUAUGCGCCACACCCACCUAAAUCCUCACAACACCUCUGCUUUUCUCCUCAAACUUUCAUUUUUUUUCAAGCAACCACCAAGUUACAAACGGGUUUCUCUUCUUGGGCAAUCACUAGCUAAUGUUCCACUUCCUUCUGAUUUUCUUCAUUUUGACCCCAAUAAGCCGGGAAGGACUUAUAUUUGCCAGUCCAGCAAUGGGUUGCUUUUGUGCUCUAAAUGGAGACGGUAUUCUGCAGAGAGAUCUGGACCAACAUAUUAUGUAUACAAUCCUACUGCAAGACAAUUUGCAGUGCUACCUUCACCUCCAGGCCAUGGGUUCCGUUUUAAUUGGAUUCAACUGGUGUUUGAUCCUUCGAAAUCCCCUCACUACCAGGUUGUCUGCACUCACUUCUUUAACUCAAAGCUUGAAAUUCAGGUAUACUCAUCUGAGACCAAGGGUUGGAAGAUCUCUGUGAAGCAAGAAAAUUUUGAUUCUUUAUAUGUGAAAUUCGCAAAUGGUGUUUUUUGGAAUGGUGCUAUUCAUUGGAUUAGUCUUAUGGGGAAUGGUUUCAGUUUCCUGCUCGAUAAGGAAUACCUCCAAACAAUUCCUAGGCCACCACUUCCUGAAAAUUGGCAGACUCAGAAUUUCGGGUAUUUUGGGGCGUCUGCAGGCCAUUUGCAUUUUAUUGGUUUUGUGGCUGGCAACAAGAAUCCUGAUGAUUUGAACAUGGGUAUUAGCUCCCCCACUAUGUCUACUGACCAAAUGGUAAACAGCAGCAGUGCCAAUAUCUGUAACGAUGAAACCAUAGUAGUUUAUGCCAUGGAGAAAGGCUGCUCAAAAUGGUUCGUUAAGUGCUGUCUACAUUUGGAUGCCAUUGUAAUGGCGUGUUCUGAGAUAAUAGAGGAUCCUACCCUAUCACCAUUUUCCGUGAAGGUAUUGUCAUUUAUUGAGGGAAACAAUGAGACAGGGCCAUUGCUGGUGAUGAAAGUCCCUGGUAAGAUCAUGUCUUACAGCUUCAAAGACAAAUCAUUCAAGAAUAUUUUCAGGUUUGCUCCUUUCAGGCGUGCUUCCUGCUAUGCUUUCAACUACGUUGAGACACUAGCUUGGGUCUAA
This is a messenger RNA of Dovyalis caffra, 1254 nucleotides long. The record is from the annotation of a GenBank genome assembly. NCBI's taxonomy places the organism in Eukaryota, Viridiplantae, Streptophyta, Magnoliopsida, Malpighiales, Salicaceae.